This is a messenger RNA of Wasmannia auropunctata (little fire ant), 2774 nucleotides long. RefSeq names its product probable calcium-binding protein CML11. The record is from RefSeq and is a predicted model, not a curated record. Lineage: Eukaryota; Metazoa; Arthropoda; Insecta; Hymenoptera; Formicidae. Gene Ontology annotation, molecular function: enzyme regulator activity; calcium ion binding. Bases 1 to 1041 code for a protein of 346 amino acids. The transcript has 7 exons.
AUGAGCUCGUCGUCAAAUUGGCUGGAUACCAGUCGUGCGUGUGUCACUGCCUUAGAAGUUUCCACGUUUCGUCUGACACGAGUGGAUCAAAUAUUAAGGUACCUUUACUUUGAGCGCGAUUCGCCUGUCGCUCAACGGCCACAUUUACAAACGAGACAGAGCAGCGGCGCGGUGGGAAACGGCGGCGCGGAGGGACGUGAGGGCGCCGGACCCCUGGACCGUACCCCGCGGACGUCGAUGACGAUGGCCGUGACAACGUCGGCGCUACCGAUGCAGCCGAUCUACGUUCCCGCGGGAUCGUGCCCCGCCGCCGACGUCCCGAUGAAUCUGCAAUGCCGGCGACUACGGCAGCAGCAGGAGGAGGAAGAAUUAUCCCUAACGCGGCCGACGGACAUGGCCGCGUCCUCGUCGGCCAUCCGCGACGAGCCCGUCAGAACCUCGCUCUCCGCGAACGUUAUCAUGUCCCUGCCGGCCUCGCCGAAGCGGUCGUCGACGAGCAACUCUUCGUCCAGCAAGACGCCCGGCAUAUCGAAGUCGCAGAUGAAAGAAUUCAGGGAGGCCUUCAGGCUGUUUGACAAGGACGGCGAUGGAACUAUCACGAAAGAAGAACUCGGCAGGGUUAUGCGUUCCCUGGGACAAUUUGCGAGAGCGGAGGAGCUGAGAACGAUGCUGCAGGAAAUCGACAUUGACGGUGACGGAAACGUCAGCUUCGAGGAAUUCGUCGAGAUCGUCAGCAACAUCGGCGGCGCGAGCACGGCGGCGCCCACGGAUCAGGAUCAGGAGGAGCAGGAGUUACGAGACGCCUUUCGGGUAUUCGACAAACAUAAUCGUGGGUAUAUUACUGCGUCGGACCUUAGAGCGGUGCUGCAGUGUCUGGGAGAGGAUCUUUCCGAGGAGGAGAUCGAAGAUAUGAUCAAGGAAGUGGACGUGGACGGGGACGGCCGAAUUGAUUUCUAUGAAUUCGUUCACGCCCUCGGCGAGCCGGGGAUCGACGAGGACGAGGAGGACGACGAUGAGGACUUGCAAUCUCCGCUCUUCUAAAAAUCACGUUUAUUCUCAUACCUCUCUGUUAGAUAAGCCAUACCGAUACCGGGCAGAAAGCGAUGUGCAAUCUCGCUUCCGCGAAGAUAUAUUUUCCUUCUCUCUGCGUUACGCAAUCCUGCGUGAGUGCGCGUGCGAUUGACAAACGGAGAACGGAGGCUCAACUUCGACUUCGUUCGACUCCGUUUCAACGCGUUUCAUUGAAUUCUCAUACAUCCUUAUUCUCAAAUUUCGAGUCAAACUUUUAAAUGCUGGAACGCGAACGUCUCCGCUAAGCGCAUUGUGAAUAUAGAUUUUAAAAACAAAAAAAAACUUAAAAAAUAAAAAAUCUGCACCGAGCUACCGUUAUCUGCGAAUCAUCGCGGGUACAGCACGAAUUUUCGAUGUAUACUAAAAAAUACACACACGUCAUAUGCGAACCCCCCGUCGAUCGGGGAGAAGUGGAUUUUCGAUAAAUCACGAGUUUCAUAACUCGAUGGCUCGUGAGACUUGAUUUAAUUGAUAAUUAACAGUCACCAGUCGUCCGCUGAUGAACGUGCAAUAUGUGAAUGUUUUGAACCGUAAUUCUGAAAAUAAAAUUAAAUACAUGCGACUUCAUGCGAAUUCAGUGACUUCAACUCGCAUAAACUCACAGUUUACUCAUAGAUCGAAAAAUAUGUACGAAUAAAAGAAUGAUUUCCUCUAAAAUAAAAUAAUUCCUCGAGUUGCGAUGAAACGAAAAUUCCCAGUUGCAAAUGUAAGUCAAAUAAUAAAUGUACGCGAAAGUAAAACACGAGGUUACCGAGGAGCACGGUUUUUUCGUUGGCACGCUUAAGUAGAUACAGCGAUAACCGCCACGAGAGAUAAUUACGAGGCAGUUAGUAACGAGCUCGGUGAGAUUUCACUGCGCUGAGGGCAGAGUGAUAAGGUCUUCUGGCGACGCGCCAUAAGUUCGCGCGCCGGAUGGAUCAUCAGCGGUCGACUGCAUGACUUUUAUCUCGUAAAACGGAAGUUUAUUCGGGAAGAGCGAAGCCCGUGCUCCUCCGACGGACACGCUAACUGGUACCCGCGACAUAAUUCCUCGCGACAAGCGGGAGACGAGCAUCAAGUGCGAAAACGCGUAAAACUGAUUGAGAAAUAAAGAUAUAAUUCGUUUCGCACGUGUUCUCGAUCCUCAUAAGAACGUGCUUCGAUGUCGGAAGGCGACACGCGGCUUCUAAUAUAACUGACUAUACCCUCUUCCGAGUCUCUCGAUGCCGCACUUGGGGCGAAACUUUAAGAUGUAAGAUCGAUUUUAGACCGUAAUGAAUUCCGUCUCGUAUGUGGACUUUUUUCCUCGAUUUUACUCUCGUCUAAUAACUAGAUAACGUUACAUUCUAUUUAAAAGUUAAUCUUAAGAUGGAACGCGCGGACGCACCGCGGAAACUUCUCCGCGAUCAUGCGUGCGCCGCGAUGACGCGAUCGCCGAGCGAGCGAGCGGGAAGGAAAAGGGAGGAAAUCGAAAGGAUCGUACGUGUCGCUCGCUCUCAAUUCCCGACGAUCCGCGACUAUACCGUGCCGAAUCGAUGGAUCUGCCACCGAUUUCUUUCGCCUGAAGUUUAUCCGGCGACCGGCGGGCGGACUCGACAUCGAUCUUCGCUCGCUUUGCCCUCCUCGUAUUACGUACCUUAAACGACUAUAUCACUGUUACGCCAAUAACAAAGCCGCACGCUGUUUCAAAUAUUUUAAAGGAUUUAAUAAAUCGCUAAAAAAUA